UGUGCCAGCUGAGCUGUGUCACGGGAGGUCUGAAUAAUUUUACCGCCUCUCUUUUUAUAAAUCGGAUAAGUUUGUAGUUAUUUUCUUCUGCAAUAUGUUGGGUCAGGCUUUUUAUCAGGCAUUUUUUCAUGUCGGUUUGUUGACAGUGCUGAGUAUUUUCCUCGAGAUCGGUCUCACAGUGGGAGAAGAUUCCGGCUGUGGAAACGAAAGGACGCGAACCAAGGCCCCUGGGAACCUCACGUCUCACCCUGAGUACGGCCAGACUCACAUACCCCAUAAUAAAUGCAUGUGGUCCAUACAGUCCCCUCCAGACAAGUACGUGGCCCUACAAGUCCAAGAUUUUGGCAAUCUACUGUGUCAUUCGUCGUUGUUCCUUUGGACUAAUUUUGGCGGUAAGCGCUGGCCCGGCUGGCAUGGCUGCUCCUUAGAGACGUCGGCAGAGAUUCUGGGGUCGUCGUCCUCGUUCAGUUUCGGUACCAGACGAGGCGGGCUUUUGCAGCUCGUCUACAACGGCCUUACCGACCCAGCGAAUAGAACGGGGUUUUUCAUUACAUAUGAUUUCAAAGAGCCCGGUUGUCAUGGUUACACACGCCUUACUGGCACUCCAGCUUGGUUCGCCUCCCACCCUGGUGCAGGGCACUGGGUCUCCGAAGGCAACGCACACUGCACGUGGACUAUCACGGCUCCUCGAAAUCAGUUCGUUGUGGUGAGGGCAGAAAAUAUUUGGCUGCAUUGUGUGGGAGAAUGGCAGACUUUAACAGUUUACGACAGCGCCGAGGCGAGAGAGGACACCUUGAUCGCACGAAUGGCUUGUUCCAACCGCCUACCAUUGUACGCGUCCAGUGGUAACAACAUGUUUUUUGUCUAUAGAGACAUCUGGGCAAGUUCUGGAAGAGGGUUUAACAUCUCGUAUUCUUUCCACAGUAAACGUCAAAGUGGCUGUGGAGACGACAUGUAUUAUAACAGCACCAGUGGAGUCUUGCAGUCUCACCCAGGGGCGGACGGCACAACCACUUCUCGCUAUUUUCCCUGGUCACGAUGUCACUGGAGUAUCAACAUUCCGUCUGGGGCCUGGUUAGGAUUAAGGUUCGAAUGGUUCGACGUGUACGCAAGCUCAGUUAGCCAAGAGAAGAAUUAUUGUGAAGAUGACAAAUUAAUAAUCCAGAUAGGAGAUUUCAGACGAGAGUUCUGUAACAUUCACCGGCCAGACGGCGAUGGGCUCCGUAUAAGACUGCCAAGUACACCGACAGUAAUAAAUAUAUCGUUUAUAACGGGACCUGUUAGUCUGUUCAACAAACAAGGAAGAGGAUUUAGAAUAGUAUAUGCAGUAAUGUGUCGUACUGCAGACGACACUUACGUCGGUGUCCGCGAGGUCCACCGUCAGGACCACAACUGCAGUCAUGGAGAGGUGCCAGCAGGGGACCUGGACCGAGUCUGCCUGCCCAACGGAACUCUUGCCGGAGUACCCGUUAUCUGCAAACCCGUGGAUUGUGGCCUGGCUAGCGACGUAAGAAAUGCUGUUCCCCACUACACCGGGACUACCCACCGGGGCAGGGUGCGAUACACUUGUACCAAAGGCCAUGAGCACACGGCAGGGUCGGCUGAAAGGAUUUGCACCGCAGAUGGUGUGUGGAAGUGGACAGGAGAUCCCAUGGAAUGUGAAGUUAUAGAUUGCGGAACACCACCUAUUAUAGAGGACGCUUCCUCAAUUCUGCUGAAUUCAAGUACGUGGUACGAGAGUGUAGUUUCCUACUUCUGUCCAACGGGGUACUUUUCCCUUGAUGGAAAUAAGACAAAAGUGUGCCUAGAUGACGGAUUGUGGUACGGAGAAGACCUAAUAUGUCAACGCGUAAAUUGUGGAUCCCCCGUUAUUGUUGGUAACGCUACCAGGACUGUUGAUACGACCUCUUACCUUGGGCGAGCGAUCUAUGCUUGCUUUCCCGGCUUUAGCACCCCGGACGGAGAGACCAUAAUCGUCAGAACUUGCAGUGCCUCGGGAAAAUGGGAAGGGACGUUUCCUGAAUGUAACAUUGUAGACUGUGGAAUCCCAGAAAAGUUACACGGUGCACGUAUGCAGUACACAAGUACGGUGUAUGGAAGCCUAGUUAAUUAUACCUGCGACACAGGCUACACCCACGUGCACGGCUGGAAAACCAGGAAAUGUCAUCAUAGCGGAGCAUGGGUGGGAGAAGAGCCUGUUUGCCAAGUUGUAGACUGUGGUUCCCCGCCAUUGGUCCAGAACACAGUCAGCAGUCUGAACGGCACAACUUACGGGAACGUGGCUGUAUACUCCUGUCUUCUCGGUUACCGGGCUGUUAAUGGGUUCCAUAGCAUUGCUACCUGUGACGCUGCCGGACACUGGAUAGGGGAACAUUUACGAUGUGAAGCAUUAGAUUGUGGGCCUCCCCCAAAGUUAGACAACUCCAUAGUUCGGACACCAUAUGGUACUACCUACCUCAAGAUUGCCAUAUACGUAUGUCUCCCAGGCUACAGGGGAGUGUCAUUCAUGAUUAAGUUUUGCAAAGAGGAUAGUUUUUGGAAAGGACCAGAUUUACAAUGCAUAGCUGUCCCUACGAGUCAGACAAGUCAUCCUGAGAUUGCAACUCCCGGUCUGUAUAAAAGCACCAGCAAUAUCCUUUACCCUGGAACAAGAAUGACUACAAGUCGUCCAAUGAUUGGUGAACGCGCAGGUCUACUGUCAACGCAUCGUCUGACCUCACUAAAACACGCGCCUGUGACAACAGUCAGCACCAACGCGGGACCAGAUGUAAAUGGCAAAGCAGUUUCAGCUUUGCGUGUCUCGGAGCACUCGGUCACACCUAACUCGACCUUUGUCCACAAAGAUUCAGGGGAUUCCCAAAAAGAACCACAGGGUCAAACGAAUGAUGCAACGUUGCCAUUGAAAAACGACACUCUUUCUGAAAACACUACUAGAAGUGCUCUCACGGCUUCAGAUGUCUCUGGAAAUUCACUGAAGUCAACUCAAGUCACCGUCAUCUCACUGGCGACGGCUACGGUCUUCCUUGUCGUCGUUGUUGUCCUGCUACUUCUACUCUACUACAGGUUCCUUAAAGGCAAAAACAGACGUUCUUCGCCCGGUGAGAUAGUUAGAUACCAGCCAGACAACCCUUUUCCUGUAGUACACGGGAUGGAGAAUCCGAUAUAUGAUACCAGUGUGAUGCCGAACACGACAAACGAAGUCGCCAAUGACGGUUCAGAGAGUAUGCAAAAUUAUCUACCUGGAAAUUCUUACAUUACUGUUGAUAACAACAGUGAUGCAUAAAAGACAAUAAAAAGAAAAUGUGUUUGUGU
This is a messenger RNA of Lingula anatina, 3312 nucleotides long. RefSeq names its product CUB and sushi domain-containing protein 3. Lineage: Eukaryota; Metazoa; Brachiopoda; Lingulata; Lingulida; Lingulidae. The record is from RefSeq and is a predicted model, not a curated record.